This is a messenger RNA of Paramacrobiotus metropolitanus, 3145 nucleotides long. Its product is annotated as lon protease homolog, mitochondrial-like. Gene Ontology annotation, molecular function: ATP hydrolysis activity; ATP-dependent peptidase activity; single-stranded DNA binding. The coding region runs from base 116 to 3055 and encodes 979 amino acids. The record is from RefSeq and is a predicted model, not a curated record. NCBI's taxonomy places the organism in Eukaryota, Metazoa, Tardigrada, Eutardigrada, Parachela, Macrobiotidae. The transcript is spliced from 10 exons. Gene Ontology annotation, biological process: mitochondrion organization; chaperone-mediated protein complex assembly; protein catabolic process. Gene Ontology annotation, cellular component: mitochondrial matrix.
AAUCGGAAAUUCUAUGUAUUUUGUAAAAAUUUCCAUAAAUAGCAAACGAUGUGAUUUCUUUUUUAGUUCCAUUUUACAGUUUUAUUUACUAAAUUUGAAUAAGUAACUUUUUAAAAUGCAAUGUAUUACCCGCUUGAUGCGGCAUCGAAUAUCUCUUAACGGAGUGCAAACGGUGUUUCGCGCGAAACCGUCAGUGCCCGUAUCGCAGCAGCGAUGGUUGUCUUCGCACAGACCUCUCAACGGAAUUUUGUUAAAAUCAUCUGGUGAAUCUCCGGUGCUAUUAGGUGUUUAUUCUACGCGUCCUGGAUCGCUGUAUGUUUCGCGGCGAACUAUCGCCGUCUCCGCUGUGUGGCUGAAGGACGCUGAAGAUGGGAAACGGGACGACGGACCCGAAGACGAAUCCCCAGAGCAUGACGAUGUCAAUGUUGCUGGUCCCGUUAUCCAAAUCCAGCUUCCACCGGGAGCUGCCGCCUUGACUGCGCUAACCGUCCCCGAAAACUUCCCCGUUGUACCGAUGAUUCCCAUAACGCGGUAUCCUGUCUUUCCUAAAUUUAUAAAAAUUGUUGAGGUGUCCAACCCCGCUUUAAUGGAGAUUCUUCGAAGAAAAGUGCGACUGAACGUGCCGUAUGCAGGGUGUUUUGUGAGGAAAGAAGACACGUCGGAUAUUACAAAGGUUGAAAAGUCUGACUUCGAAGUGGUCAAAAGUUUGGACGAGGUGUACUCGGUGGGAACGUUUGUUCAGAUCCACGAAAUGCAGGACAUGGGCGAUCGACUGCGGAUGAUCGUUUUAGCACACCGGCGCAUCCGCGCCACCGGUGUCGUUCAGGAUACCGAGCAAGAACCGGACAACGUUGUUGUGCGACGCGGACGAUUAGUUAAGAAAUCCAAGCGGAAAUCCGUCGAGGAGUCACCUCCCGUCGACCUGUCGCAGGAAAAACUUCCAAAUGAGAAUAAUACCAACGGCCCGACGACUCCCACCCCCGAAGAACUUAAAAACCAAGUUUUAAUGGUGGAUGUGGAAAAUGUUCCCGCUCCGGUAUUUCAGAUGACCGAUCAGAUUAAGGCUUUGACGGCGGAAGUGGUCAAAACCAUUCGCGACAUUAUCAGCAUGAAUCCCUUGUACCGCGAAAGCUUGAUGCAGAUGAUCCAAGCAGGGCAGCGGGUGACGGACAAUCCCGUUUAUCUGGCGGAUCUCGGAGCGGCUUUAACGGCCGGAGAAGCUGCGGAGUUGCAGGCUGUUCUAGAGGAGCCGGAUAUUGCUCGCAGACUGGAAUUGGUGCUGGGACUGUUGAAAAAAGAGUACGAGCUGAGUAAAUUGCAGCACAAGAUUGGAAAAGAUGUGGAGGAAAAGGUGAAACAGCAGCACCGAAAAUAUAUGCUGCAAGAACAGAUGAAAGUGAUCAAGAAAGAGUUGGGAUUGGAGAAGGACGAUAAGGAUGCUAUUGCUGAUAAAUUCCGCGCGAGAUUAAAAGAUUUAACAUUAUCCAAGGAAGUAGAAGAUGUUAUCAAUGAAGAGCUGAACAAACUGGGAAUGCUGGAUAAUCAUUCGUCGGAAUUUGCUGUGACUAGAAAUUAUUUGGACUGGUUGACGAGUAUGCCAUGGGGGAAAUCGAGCGAAGAAAAUCUGGAGUUAGACCGUGCCAAAAAAAUCCUGGAAGAGGAUCAUUACGGAAUGAAUGACGUUAAGCAGCGCAUUUUGGAGUUUAUUGCUGUCAGUCAACUGAAAAAAACCAUUCAAGGAAAGAUUUUGUGUUUCUAUGGACCACCCGGUGUGGGCAAGACAAGUAUAGCUCGAUCCAUUGCGAAGGCUCUUAAUCGCGAAUAUUACAGAUUUUCGGUUGGCGGUAUGACUGAUGUGGCAGAAAUUAAGGGUCACCGCCGCACUUAUGUUGGUGCCAUGCCUGGGAAGAUCAUACAAUGCUUGAAAAAGACCAAAACAGAGAAUCCGUUGGUAUUGAUUGAUGAAGUAGAUAAGAUUGGUAAAGGAUACCAAGGCGAUCCAGCCGCCGCUUUGCUGGAAUUACUGGAUCCUGAGCAGAAUAAAAACUUUAUGGACCAUUAUUUGGAUGUGUCAGUGGAUUUGUCCAAGGUUUUGUUUAUAUGCACGGCCAACGUUAUCGACACGAUACCCGAUGCGUUGCGGGAUCGUAUGGAAAUGAUCGAAGUGGCCGGUUACGUACAAGAGGAGAAACUGGCAAUCGCCCAGAAGUAUCUCAUCCCGCAAGCACAAGAAAAGAGUGGUAUUAAGCCUGAACAGCUCCAUACAUCUGAUGAGGCGAUCUCGCGACUGAUACGGCAGUAUUGUCGGGAAAGUGGUGUCCGAGCGUUGCAGAAAUACGUCGAAAAGAUCCACCGGAAAGUGGCAUAUAAAAUUGUAGAAGAAAAGAAGGAACAGGUUGAAGUUACUUUGGAAAAUUUGGAAGAAUUUGUGGGUAAACCCAAGUUUUUAUCUGAGCGUCUAUACGAAGCGGAGACACCGGCUGGUGUGGUUAUGGGUCUAGCUUGGACCGCUAUGGGUGGAGCAUCUUUGUUUGUGGAAACGACUUUGCGACGGCCACUAGAUCAAGAAAACAAAGAAGGUUCCAUCGAAGUUACCGGCCACCUGGGUGAUGUUAUGAAGGAGUCUUGCAGGAUAUCGCACACAGUAGCCAAAAAUUUGCUCAUGCAGCAUGAGCUGUCAAAUCGUCUCCUGGAGAAAGGCCAUUUGCACAUCCAUGUGCCGGAAGGCGCCACGCCAAAGGAUGGACCAAGUGCUGGUGUGACCAUCGUCACCGCGUUGUUGUCGUUGGCUUUGAAUAAGCCCAUACCCGCCAAUGUGGCCAUGACGGGAGAAAUUUCGCUGACCGGGAAAGUUUUGCCUGUUGGUGGUAUUAAAGAAAAAACAAUCGCGGCGAAGCGGUCAGGAGUUACAACUUUGAUAUUACCGGAGCAAAAUCGGAAAGAUUUUGCCGAUCUACCCGAUUUCAUACGGAAUGAUAUCAAUGUACAUUUUGUUGACCAUUAUUCAAAGUUGUUUCCUCUUGUUUUUCCUGAUGCUGCCAAACACUCUUUGUAAUUUUAUGGGUUUAAUGGGUUUCUGGGUUUGGGUAUAUUUGGUGAAGUUUUUUUUAUUGGUUAUAAGUCUUGAGUAAAGUUGUUAACUUGG